Messenger RNA from Seriola dumerili (greater amberjack), 2892 nucleotides. RefSeq names its product netrin-1-like (gene ntn5). Gene Ontology annotation, molecular function: protein binding. The transcript has 11 exons. Lineage: Eukaryota; Metazoa; Chordata; Actinopteri; Carangiformes; Carangidae. The record is from RefSeq and is a predicted model, not a curated record. Bases 1 to 2892 code for a protein of 963 amino acids.
AUGUGGCUCCUCUCGAGGUGGGAGCUCUUGGCUGCAGUACCCAACGUGUUGCCCCCUCUCGGUAGGUUUGUCUUCCCGCUCUGCUCCUCUGCAGACGAGCUGGAGCUGGAUGUCCGGACACUUGCUGCGCUCCUCUUCAUGAUCAGGAGGCAUCGCAGGAGCAGGAGAAGCGGGGAGAAGGAGAAUCACUGGGACGCACAUGACGAGCUGGAGCUGGAUGUCCGGACACUUGCUGCGCUCCUCUUCAUGACAGGAGGCAUCGCAGGAGCAGGAGAAGCGGGGAGAAGGAGAAUCCACUGGGAAGCACAUGUCUAUUUUCUCAUACCCUCUCUUCUGCUCGAUAACCCUUCACACCGGUCAUGCUCAGCCCUCUCGCUCGCCUGCAACACUGACCAACGGCUCGAUGACAUGAUGUUCCUACCCUUUUCCCCUCCCCCCUCCACCUCUCUCUUCCCUGUUUUCCUUCUACUCCUCCUUUUUCUCCCUCCGUCCCUCGUCUCCUCUUCCCUUUCCCAUACCCCGUUGAGCUGGACUUCGCCUCAUGACCCCUGCUAUCACCUAGACGGCCGCCCGCGACACUGCUUGUCGGAGUUUAUCAACGCUGCCUAUGGAGUCCCGGUUAAUGCUAGUCACUCGCAACAAGGGCCUGACUAUGACAGCAACAUCAUCACCUUGACAGACCUCCACAACCCUCACAACCUCACAUGUUGGAUGGCUCACAGAGGCACUGACACCGGGGAAUGGGUCCUCACCGUACCGCUGGGCCGCCGCUUUGAGAUCACUUACAUAAGCUUGCAGUUCUGCCACCAGGGGGAGCCAUCAGACCCCAUCUCCAUCUCCAUCCUCAAGUCGAUGGACUUCGGGCGCACCUGGAGGCCGAUGCAGCACUACUCCAGCGACUGCCUGGGAAACUUUGGGCUGCCCUCCCAGACAGUGGCCCAGACCAGGCAUCAAGAGACAGAACCUCUCUGCUCAGACCCUCGCCCCCUGCAAAAGCAGAGAGGUGGCAUGGUGUUGGCCUUCUCCACCCUGGACGGACGACCAUCAUCUCCCGAUUUUGACCACAGCCCCACCCUCCAGGACUGGGUGACGGCCACAGACAUACGGGUGGUCUUCCAUCAGUUGUCUAAAGUCGCCAAAGCGGGCAACCCGGAUAAAAAGCAAGAAGCACGAUGGCGUGACGGUGGAGAAGAUGACAGAGGGACUUUUGGACUUCUGAGGUGGAGAUCAGGCUACAAGGGCCGCACUGGAGAUCAGGUCGACAAGUUAAACGCAGAUAAUACACUGGCAUUUUUUGACAGGGAGACAAAAAACUUAGAUAUAAGUGGGAGGAAUAAAGGGGAGAAAGUGGACAAACAUGGAAGGAAGGGUCAUAAUAAAGGGUCAGGUCAAGAUGAAGAUGGACACAAUGUGACCAGCAAAGAAGGGGGGGGUAGUGGGAGAGGUAGAGGGCGUGGUCACAAGAAGGAGCGCAUUCAUUGGCUUCCUUGCCCCAAUGGCAACUGCAAUUGGACAGUGGAGGGGAGGAACAGGGGCAACAAAGGGCGGGAACUGAGGAAGAGGAGGAACAAUAAUCUCAACACGAGACAAAGUGCCAGGAAUCUGCAGGUGGCUCCGCCCUCUGCUUUUAUCUCUCACGUCCGAGCUCCUCUGGCCCUCUCUGACCUGCAGGUUGGAGGCAGGUGUAAAUGUAACGGGCACGCUUCCAGGUGUCGCCGUGACGACACAGGCCGGGCAGUAUGUGUGUGCGAGCAUCACACGGCAGGGCCAGACUGUGAUGUGUGUGAGGAUUUCUACUUUGACAGACCGUGGCAUCGGGCUACACCCACGCACCCAAACCCCUGUGUUGCCUGCGAGUGUAACGGCCAUUCAAACAAGUGCCGCUUCAGCAUGGAGGUGUUUCAGCAGUCGGGCCGACGCAGCGGAGGCGUGUGUCAGAAGUGCCGUCACCACACGGCCGGACGCCACUGCCAGUACUGCCAGAAUGGAUACACCCGCAACCACAGCAAGCCACUGAACCACCGCAAGGCCUGCCAACCAUGUCAGUGCCAUCCCUUGGGUGCAGUGGGUCGCUGGUGCAACCAGACCUCAGGUCAGUGUCUGUGCAGAGAAGGGGUGACGGGCCUCAGGUGCAACCGCUGUGCCUCAGGAUACAAACAGGGCAAGUCCCCUCUACGGCCCUGCAUACGAAUUCAAGAGAUCGCUCCGACCCCAGUGUACCAACCUCAAUACAGCAUCGCGGAGGAGUGUGUUUCAUAUUGCCAGCCUUCUCAGGUUAAAGUCAGGAUGAACUUGGAGACCUAUUGUCUCAAGGACUACGUGCUGAAGGUGCAGGUGAGAGGGAUGGAGCGUUCAGGUCCCUGGUGGCAGUUCUCCAUCUCAGUCCAAACCGUCUUCCGCACAGGGUCCACCUCUCGCGUUCGCAGGGGCCCCCACUCCCUCUGGGUCCCCGACCGUGACCUCGGCUGUGGCUGCCCCGCCCUCCACGUGGGUCGGACAUACCUCCUGAUUGGCGCAGAGGAAGGAGAGCGAGGCUGGGGCCCAGAGGAGAGCCGCCUGGUGGCGGACCGCUCUACUCUGGCCCUCCAGUGGCGGGAACACUGGAGCCCCAAACUCAGGGGCUUCCGGGGGCAGGACAAGAGGGGCCGCUGCCCUCCAAAAUCCCCCAACAGCCACCACAGGGAGCACUCAAAACCCCAGUCUGGGUACGUCCCCCCUCACCUGCUGACUGAGAAAGACUCUGACAGCGUGAACACACACUCUGUAGAAGUGGACGAGACUCAAACCUUAGCAGUGCCGCACACACACCCUCACACAGAGGUUAAAUCCACAGUGGCGACCCCCUCACCCACUACACCUGCUCUGGUGUGUUCCACUCAAGGUCCUGAAUAA